This is a messenger RNA of Amphibalanus amphitrite, 629 nucleotides long. RefSeq names its product cuticle protein 7-like. Gene Ontology annotation, cellular component: extracellular matrix. Bases 51 to 512 code for a protein of 153 amino acids. The record is from RefSeq and is a predicted model, not a curated record. The transcript has 2 exons. NCBI's taxonomy places the organism in Eukaryota, Metazoa, Arthropoda, Thecostraca, Balanomorpha, Balanidae.
GGCCGGUCCGCCGUUCACAGUAUCAGUCGCCAAAGACCCAAUCUGCAAACAUGAAGUUCUUCGUCGUUGCUGCCCUGGUGGCCGUGGCUGCCGCCGCCCCCUCCACUCCCUACAGCCCCCGGCCGGCCUACCACCCGGCCCCGGCCUACCACCAGCCGUCCUACAAGGAGCCCGCUCAGCCGUACCAGUUCGACUACGCCGUCAACGACCACUACUCGGGCGCCGUCUUCUCGCAGAACGAGAACAGCGACGCCAAGAACGUCAACGGCUACUACUCGGUCAACCUGCCCGACGGCCGUGUGCAGACGGUCAAGUACGUGGCUGACCAGCAGGGCUACGGAGGCUACAACGCCGAGGUGACCUACGAGGGCGAGGCCCGCUACGACGAGUACAAGCCCAGCUACAAGCCCAGCUACAAGCCCGCUUCGUACGCCGCUCCGUCUUACCAGCCCGCCUACAAGCCCGCCUACAAGCCCGCCUACCAGCCCGCCUACAAGCCGGCUUACAACUAAUUUAUUGUAAAUGAACGAAGCUUUUUCCUAUUUAUGUAUCAUACAAAUGGCGUUAUUUGAGUGUCGUCCAUUUGUGAAUGUUUGUGAGUACAAAAAUACACAUUUCAAUGUCCUGUA